Messenger RNA from Amphibalanus amphitrite, 3238 nucleotides. RefSeq lists its product as uncharacterized. NCBI's taxonomy places the organism in Eukaryota, Metazoa, Arthropoda, Thecostraca, Balanomorpha, Balanidae. The record is from RefSeq and is a predicted model, not a curated record. The coding region runs from base 91 to 3036 and encodes 981 amino acids. Gene Ontology annotation, biological process: lipid metabolic process. The transcript has 11 exons.
CGGGACACUACAUCACUUUGGAGGAGGAGAUCUAAGCGAACGGCUCAAGAAGCUAAAAGAAACACAAGAGUGGAUUCUACAAGUUCUCCGAUGGCUUUUGUGACCACGACCGGCAGCUCUGCUACCGCCGACAGUCUUGCCGGACCUUCCUCUGGGACCAUCUCCUACCCAGGUCCUUCGUGCUCCGGGACCUCUUCCUCCUCACAGUCCUGUCUCGACCCGGUGCCGAGUUCUGAAGCACAUCCAGAGUUCCUCCGUCCGACCCGAGAGGCGUCCAGGUCAGCUCGUCGUCGCAUCCAGGCAACUCCAGACGCGGUCGCUACUUCUCCGGGCGAGUAUACCGACCCCAGCAAAAGCGGUGCCUCCAGCUAUGUUGCCAAAUCGAACAGUGAUCCUGACUUUGUGCCGCCAGCAUGGCACCAGCCUCCGCGAGAAAAACCAAAUCUGUCAUCUGUAUCUGAGGCACUGGAUGCGUGUGAUGUGGGAUCGCGCAAGGCAUCUAAGAUAGUGUCUGAAUAUUCAGCGGCUGCGGGGGCUGCCCCUGUCAGCAGAUCCCAGAUACAGCGCUCUCUGUAUAAAACACGGCAGGAAAAGAUCAGGGAGGUGGGGGCCAGUACCUCGGGUUGUUCUGCUGUUUUUUGUGACGGCAGAAACGAUAAAUGUCGGAGCGACGCGACGGGUAAACUGACUGAAACCGUUCACAACAUAUCCGUUAAUAUGCAUCCGGGCGACGUGUUUGUCGGACACUUUUCGUGCAGUGAUCGGCAUACAGGUGUGGCAACAGCUGAACAGCUCAUCAGCUUUCUGAACGAGCGAGGCGUGGACGUGUCCACGGUCACCACCAUUGGUGGUGACGGCACCAACUCAGUGGUAGGUCACCGCGGGGGCUUGAUGGCUCACCUUGAGCGGCUCCUCGGCAGACCACUCACGCGGGUAGUCUGUCUCAACCACCAAGCAGAACUGCCUUACAGAGCGCUCUUUCGGAACAUAGACGGUGAAACCACAGGACCAUCCAGCUUCUCCGGUCCAAUCGGCCGGAUGCUGGCGGGUCCGGUGCACCAGCUGCCGAUGGCCCAGUUUCGGCCCCUGUCAGGUGCGGAGCUGCCCGAGGUUCCUCCAGACGUGCUGAGUGGCCUCAGCAAGGACCUCCACCUGCUUUUGGAGUGUGCCUCUGCUGUUGCAUCAGGCAAUGGCACAGCGGUGGCCCACCGCCAACAUGGCAAACUGAACAUGGCCAGAUGGCAUACCGCCCAAAGUAGGCUCCUGCGGGUUUACAUGUCCGAGCAGUGUCCGAGCGACGACCUGACCACUCUGGCGGUUUAUGUGGUGACCGUGUAUGUGCCGGCAAUUAUGUCCAUCAGACACCAGCCAGACCUGGUCGAGGCACCAAAACACCUCUACAAUCAGCUGGAGCGACAGCGCCGGCAUCUCAGUGGUGUCGCGCUCGACACAGUUCAGCAGAGUGUGCGCAGGAACGGCUAUAUGGCUCACCCCGAGGCGGUGCUACUCGCCAUGCUGGGUGAUGACGACGACGACGUGCGGCACCAGGCGGUGCAGCUGGUGCAAGAGGCACGAGAGCGCCAAAAGCCGGACAAGGUCAGGUCCUACAAGGUCCCAGAACUUAACCUCGGUGCGAAGUCAUACACCGAACUUGUAGAUGUGAAUAAGUACGCACAGGAGAACGAUGUGGAACCGCCAUUCAUCCGUUCACUCAGCGUGGAGAAGCUGAAUGAACUACUGGAGACGCCACUGAGAACACACAUACCGUGCCAUACACAGUCGACGGAACGAAGUGUGAAACUAACCACAGAGGCAGCGGCGGCCGUCGCUGGAAGAGACAGACAGGACGGAUACAGCCUGAACAAGGUGGCCUAUCGCCGGCGGCUGCGGAGCAAUGGCGACUCGAGUCCCCGUGCGAUGGUGUCGGACAGGGAGCGGGCUGCCCGCCACCCCCUGCCCCUGUGGCUCGGCUGCAUCCUGACGAUACUGGGGGUCGGAGUGGCCGUUGACCCCAGGACACUGCGAGACCCGCCGACAGCGCCGGAGCUGAUCGCCGCUGCCGGCUACCCGGUGCAGGUGCACACUGUGCAGACGGCCGACGGAUACCUGCUGGAGGUGCACCGCAUCCCACCGCCGGCGGAGGCGCGCGGCGGCCCGCCCGUGCUGCUACUGCACGGACUGCGCGCCAGCUCGGCCGGCUGGAUCAUCAACCCGCGCCGACCGCUGCCAUUUAUGCUAUCGGAUGCCGGCUAUGACGUAUGGCUGGGAAACAAUAGGGGAAAUUUAUACUCGCAGAGACACGUCAACCUGGAAACUGAUACUAGGGAAUACUGGAACUUCACAGCCGAUUCAUAUGCCAAAUAUGACAAUCCAGCUUUCAUCGAUUACAUCCUGCAAAACACCGGAGAAAAUGAGCUGUUCUACGUUGGUUACUCGAUAAGUACGGCUGAUGGUCGCCAUGGCUCCUAUCUCCACAAGAAUGUACUACCGGCCUAUUUGCGCUAUACUGUUCUUCAUGUACGCCGCGGGGACCCGAAACAGCUGGAUAAGUACUCUCUACCCGUGAUCCUGACACACGUGCCGGCCGGCUGUGGCAACAUGGUAAUCCAGCAGCUCGACCAGGCCAUCAAGUCAGGGAAUUUUCAGCGUUUCGACUAUGGCCCUAGGAGAAACCAACAAGCAUAUGGGCAACCCCAUCCACCGCUCUACUACCCAGAAAAUGUCACCGCACCCGUGGUUUUGCUCUUUGGCAAAAACGACAAGGUCGCCGACCGGCGGGACGUGGCCUCGCUGGCCAGCCGGCUGCCGAACCUGGUGGCCAGCCAGCAGGUGGCCUGGCCGCUGUGGCAGCACCUGGACUUCCUCUGGGGUAUCGACGCCGACCGGUUGGUGUACAGACAUGUGCUCCAGUACCUGUCCGACUGGGCGCCCGGCGGGAGAGCCGCGCGCUCAGUCACCGCGCCCGCCGCCGGCGCACCACGGCAUCCAUCACCGGCCGACACCAGCAGCGGGCGCGCUGAUCCCGAACAGGUGUAGUGGAGCGGAGUCAGCCUCAGGAGCGCCAGCCCGUGACAGCGACUUGACGGUCAGCGUAACUGCAUUCAGUCAAUAUACACAGGCCUUGCCGGCCGAUUGACUAGCAAUGAAUGCGUCUUGUUAAGUGCAGCAAUAGCCACAACGACGGUGGCUCGAGGAAAAUAAAGACAUGGUGCAAUGUCGUGGAAUAAACUUGCAUCAA